AUGAAAUAUAAACCCCGCAACUCCUCCACCUUGGCCAAUUGGCUUAGUCUCGUCGUCUCCGUCGUCCUGCUAAUACUUUCCCUGCAAUACAUUUCCCAUCUCAUACACGUCAACUCUCCACAAUUGGAUGAUAGAAAAAUAUUCAAAUCUUACCAUAACAACAAUAUCAACGGGUGGAUUAAACCAAACUUAUACAAAGUAGGUGACAAAGUUCAAAUCACCACCAACAAAGCCCUUCCGGACGACCCUGCUGUAUCUCAGCCUGCCUUGUGCUAUUAUGAUUUACCAUUCGUGUGUCCCCCUUCGGACACGAAAAGACCAAUCCACAAUUCUCUCACUGAAUUGUUUAACGGUGAUUAUCUAUCGGAAUCAGAUUACAUCUUGGAAUUCGCCAAAGAUGAACCUUGCCACAUCUUAUGUUCAAGGAAAACUUCUAAAAAGGGUAUGCAGAGAGCUUAUGAUCUGAUUAAAAACGAUUAUAUCGUUCAAUGGUAUGUCGACAAUGAUUUACCCGUCGGAACCACCUACAUUUCCAAUAAAGUCAACAAGAAACAAUAUUUGCCAGGGUUUUCACUAGGGUAUUUUGAUAACCAAACAGGACAAGCUUAUUUGAACACUCAUUUGAUGUUUGUGGUCAGAUACCACGCAGUCACGUCGGAUACUUUCACUAUUGUUGGAUUAGAAGUUUACCCACGUUCCAUUGUCGAUUACAACUGUCCCGGUGCUUCCAAAGAUUUCAUACCUUUGGAAGUCAAAGUCCCCGAAAAUAAUGAUGAUCCAACUUAUUUGCCUUUCUCCUACAGUGUUUAUUGGAGAGAAGAGUUCGAUUUGCCUUGGAAUCAAAGAUGGGAUCUAUUCAAAACCGCUGAUGAGUUGUUACGUGAAAAAGAUCUUAGUUUCCAUUGGUACUCCCUAAUCAAUUCCAACUCCAUUACCGUAGGUGUCAUUACUUUCUUAUGUCUCGUCAUUUCCAUGAAUAGAAUGAGAAUCCUCUACAACAAAUCCUGGAAAAAAAGACAACUCAGUAUCACCACUACCACAACCACUAGAUAUCCAAAUAUUUUCACCAUCUGUAUCACCAGUGGUAUUCAAUUCUUCUUCUUGUUAAUCUCUUCGGUACUAAUCACCUUCCAAAUCUCGAAAUUCCAUCAGAUUAAAGAUACCAUCAUCGUGGCCUUAUUCUUUAUUGCUUUUGGUAUAAUCGUUUCCGUCUUUAUCGGUACAUUAAUUCAACGUACGUUCAUCUUAACAAAUUUCCCUGACAAAUAUUAUUUGACAAAUCCAAUCCUCUUUGGUUCCACUUUACCGGCUUUCAUUCUUCUAUCUAUGUUUAUCAUCAAUUCCAUCAUUUAUCUCUCUGAAAAAAAUCAUGCUUUCCCCUUUAAACUAAGCAUGUAUUUUUUCACAAGUUAUUUCAUCCUUUCCAUCCCCUUAUCCAUUAUCUCGGGUGUCUUAUCCACCAGAUUCAUCUCAUUCCCCAAAUACCCUUCAAGAUCUCUUCCAACUUCUCCAAAUUUGAAUUUGGAUUUUGAAAAAACGUCUUCUACUUCUUCUUCUUCUUCAUUGUCCAAAUAUUCUAUGAAAUAUCGUGUUGCAAUGAUCCUCCUAUAUCUUUCACUCACAGGACUCAUUCCAUCCAUCAUCUUAUAUUUGGAAAUCUCUUUGAUUAUCAAUUCUGUUUGGAAUUUAAAUUCAAAUAUUUACCAAUUAUUAAUCGUCAUUUUAAUUUCUUCACAAAUAUUAUGUAUUAUAAUAACAAGUAUAUCAUACUUGAUCAAUUCACAAUUCAUUUUCCGUAACACCAAUACAAAUACCACUACAACUAACCCACUUACAAAUAAUAAUAAUGCUAAUAAUAGCAAUAAUAACAAUAAUAAUAACAACAAAAUCAGUUGGCAAUGGAGAAGUUUCUUUAUUGGAGCAAGUCCAUUCAUUUUUAUUGAAUUCUACAUCUUUUAUUUUGUAUUUGGUAUAAAAGUCAUCACUGUAUCAGCCACACAAAUAGCUUCGAUUUAUUAUUUUACAUUACUCAACGUUUUAUUCUCUUUAAUGUUGGGUUCAAUAAGUUACAUGGUUAAUCGUUGUCUAUUUGCAAUAAAUUAUAAUAAUAACAAUAACAAUUAUUUACACCUUAACGAUUGA
Molecule: messenger RNA, 2142 nt
Organism: Henningerozyma blattae CBS 6284
Lineage: Eukaryota; Fungi; Ascomycota; Saccharomycetes; Saccharomycetales; Saccharomycetaceae
Gene: TMN3
Product: Tmn3p
Exons: 1
Coding region: 1-2142 (713 amino acids)
Biological process (GO): vacuolar transport; protein localization to membrane
Cellular component (GO): Golgi apparatus; membrane
Source: RefSeq, a predicted model, not a curated record